This is a messenger RNA of Papaver somniferum (opium poppy), 1731 nucleotides long. RefSeq names its product pentatricopeptide repeat-containing protein At5g16640, mitochondrial-like. The record is from RefSeq and is a predicted model, not a curated record. Gene Ontology annotation, molecular function: protein binding. The transcript has 4 exons. Lineage: Eukaryota; Viridiplantae; Streptophyta; Magnoliopsida; Ranunculales; Papaveraceae. The coding region runs from base 1 to 1731 and encodes 576 amino acids.
AUGGCUUACCCGUUGGGUGGAAAUCCCAAGCGAGGGAGGCUUCGAAAGAAAAGCCAUCUCACUCCAAUCAAGUGUCGUACAUGGAGAAGUCAGAUGCGAAUUCAGGACGAUCAAGAUAGCGUCACCAAGAAGCUUCUUUCUCACCCGAAAGAGCACGAGGACGAAAGAAGAAGGCUGAGACGAGGCACAUCGAUGAUCAAUUGCAUGUCCGACUUUCCCAUCUCGAGGCGAUGUACAAAGAAGCUACAGGAAGGCAAGGAGGCCAAAAAUUGGCAGAAACCCGAUGUUUUCUCAUAUAAUGCCAUUAUAGAUACUCUUUGUAAAGGAGGUUUACUUGAUCAAGCUUUGGUUCUCUUCACUGAAAUGCUUCACGACUCCAAUGUUGUACCCGAUGUGGUUGCUUACACUAUUCUGAUUAACGGGUUUGGCAAUUCGGGCCGGCUGAAGGAAGCAAAGAGCUUCUUUGACGAGAUGGUUAGUAGAGGAAUCUCUGCAAAUCUAACAACUUACAAUUCUAUGAUUCAUGGUCAUUGUGUACGCGCUCAACAGGAGGAAGCAAGAAGAUAUUUUGAUGAAAUGAUGGAUCGUGGGAUUUCACCAGAUACAGUAACUUUUAAUAUCUUAGUAGAUUCACAUUGUAAAGAUGGGAUGACGGAAGAUGCUUGGGGGUUAUUCGAACUAAUGGUGAAGAUAAACAUACAACCGAAUCGGAUUACUUAUAAUUCAUUGAUGGAUGGCCUGUGUUUAGUAGGUCGUUUGCAAGAUGCGGUGAAAGUGUUUGACUCGAUGGUUGAUAAGGGCCUUGAACCGAAUGAGUUUAGUUGGAAUAUAUUAAUUGAUGGGUGCUGCAAGAAUCGUCAGUUGGAUGGAGCUAUGCAGCUAUUUAAGAAAAUGAAACAAAAUGGAUUGAAACCCACAACAAUUACCUACAGUGUACUAUUAAGGGGACUAUACCGAGAUGGAAGAGUUAGGGCUGCAGGGAAUUUGUUUAAUGAGAUGCAAACUUUUGGUUUAUCUCUAAAUGAAGUUACAUAUGCUACAUUGUUGGAUGGACUCUGCAAUAAUGGAAAAAUUGACGAAGCAGUAGAUUUGUUUGGGUCCCUGGAAACUACUGGUAACUUAAUUAACAUUUUCAUGUACAGCAUUCUUAUUCAUGGUUUGUUUCAGGCUGGCAAGCUGGAAGAUGCUAGAAAGCUGUUUGAUAAAAUUCCAAGAAAUCUGGAACUAUUGAGUUGUACAGGAGCAAUUAGCCAUCCAACACCAUGGUCUAAGAGCAAGCACUUGGCUUUUUACAAUGCAGAAUACAAGUGUCAUGCAGCAGCAGUGUAUUGGAAUUCUCAAUUACAAGUUCAUGCAAAAAGCAGCAUUCAUCAAAUAUUACAAAUCUGCUUGUUAGAUUCAAGGUAUGUAAAUUUUACCCACUGUUGGCGUAGACUACUCAUGACUUGUGCUGCAGGAUACGGGUUUAUAGUCAGAAGAAGCAGUGGUGAAUAUAUGAUAUCUGUUGCAUGUGAUCUGGGCGUGGCAACAAAUAAAUUUGCAGAGAUAAUAGCAGUAUUAUGUGCAGGUGAAUGGGCAGUCUUGAAUCAGUAUCAUCUGAUUCUAAAGGCUGCUAGUGGUAACUGGGAACCACCCUGGUUUGCAGUUUCAAAAUUGAAUAAAAUUUGUGAGAGUCUGACAGAGAUUGAACUUUACGGAGAGACAAGCCAGCUAAGAAGGGUGGAAGUUUAG